AUGGGAAAGGGCAAACGGGCACACACCAUCAGCAUUCCCAGCAUCCCGAGCAUCAACCUCUCAGCUCCAAAGACUUCAUUUGACCAUUCAUUCAGCGUCUCGCCACCAAGCUUUUUCCAAAAGAACAACGAUGCGAAGCAGAGUACAUCGCUCACGACGCAAAGUAUCGCCGAGGUAGAGCCACAACAAGUUCCCAAGCGUUGGACUCCACCACGCAAGCCCAAACGAUAUGACGACCUUGAACACAAGAUGGAAGCUGCACCUCUCUAUGUGCUUGUGCUUACCUAUCUCAAUUACUUUGUUCUUAUCCUUUUUGGCCAUAUGCGAGAUAUUCUCGGCAAAGUGUUUAAAGCACAAGCUUAUGUUCAUCUCAAGACUGUCAAUGGAUACGCGCCAUUAGUGUCCGAUUUCGACUCAUUCUAUAACCGCCGCUUGUACAUGCGUAUCCGGGAUUGUUGGAAUCGACCAGUGACCGGAGUAGCAGGUCGCACGAUUAAAUUGUUGAAUCGUGUGAGUCACGACUUUAACAAGACAUUCCAUCUGACGGGAACGAUCACUGAAACAUUGAACCUUGCAUCGUACAACUAUCUUGGAUUUGCAGACAACAAGGGCCCCUGUGCAGAUGCUGUUGAACAAGCUACCCGCCAAUAUGGUCUUGUCUCACCCAGCUCAAGGGCUGAAGCUGGUUCCACGCAUUGGCUUACUGAAUUAGAACGUCUCACCGCUCGUUACACUGGCAAGGAAGAUGCCAUGGUCGUUAGCAUGGGAUUUGCUACCAACUCUACAACCAUUCCUGCUCUCGUUGACAAGGGCUGUUUGGUCAUUUCGGAUGAACUCAACCAUGCAUCGAUCGUUUAUGGUGUACGUCUUUCCGGUGCAUCGGUGCGUGUUUUCAAGCACAACAAUAUGGAUGAUCUUCGUGAAUUACUUCGUGAAGUGAUUUCUCAAGGUCAACCUCGUACGCAUCGCCCCUGGAAAAAGAUCAUGAUCAUUGUUGAAGGUCUCUAUUCAAUGGAAGGCACCAUGGUCAAUUUGCCUGAACUUGUGGAGCUCAAAAAGGAGUUUGGUUUUUAUCUUUACGUCGACGAAGCUCACUCCAUUGGUGCAUUGGGCGAGAACGGUGGUGGCAUUUGCGACUUUUAUGGCAUUGAUCCAGCUCACGUGGACAUUUUGAUGGGCACAUUCACAAAAUCUUUUGGUGCUGCAGGUGGUUACAUCGCUGCUGACAAGCCUGUCAUUGAUCAUUUGAGAUUGCGCAACCAUGCUUACGCUUACGCUGAACCUAUGUCGGUCCCUGUUGCUAUGCAAGUCAUUACCACCAUGCGCAUUAUUUGUGGUGAAGAUGGCACUGACACAGGCCGCAAAAAGAUCAAGCAAUUGGCUGAAAACUCGCUUUACUUUGCAACCAAGCUUCGUGAAAUGGGCUUCAUCGUCUAUGGUGAUUAUGGUAGUCCCGUUAUUCCCCUGCUUCUUUUUAACCCUGCCAAAAUCCCUGCCUUCUCCCGUGAACUGCUCAAGCGUGGUAUCGCUAUUUGCCUUGGUGGUUAUCCUGCUACGCCGAUCAUUUCCUCACGUGCUCGCUUCUGUAUAUCAGCUGCCCAUACCAAAGAAGAUUUAGACGACGCAUUGGCCAAAAUUAGUGAAGUUGGUGAUCUCCUUAUGCUGAAGCUUGUCAAGGGCCAAAAGAAUGCUGAUAUCUAA
This is a messenger RNA of Lichtheimia ornata, 1701 nucleotides long. RefSeq lists its product as uncharacterized. Gene Ontology annotation, biological process: sphingosine biosynthetic process; ceramide biosynthetic process. Gene Ontology annotation, molecular function: pyridoxal phosphate binding; serine C-palmitoyltransferase activity. The coding region runs from base 1 to 1701 and encodes 566 amino acids. Lineage: Eukaryota; Fungi; Mucoromycota; Mucoromycetes; Mucorales; Lichtheimiaceae. The transcript is spliced from 9 exons. The record is from RefSeq and is a predicted model, not a curated record. Gene Ontology annotation, cellular component: serine palmitoyltransferase complex.